CUCCUCUACCUACUCAGCACUUUGCAUUGUUAUUAUACGGCACUCAGAAUACAUUUGUUUACACGACCGGAUAUUGUUGUUCUUGCCUAGAUUCAUAUACUACUGAAAAAAAAAACAAAACACAAACCUUAUACUAGCUUGGGAUUCGUUGUCAUUUUGUCAUCAAUCAACUGAAUUUUCUCGAAAUUAUCCUCUCUGCUUUUGCGGCGAGAGUUUAAAUUCGCAGCCUUCUGCAAGACACCACACAAGCGUUGCGUUGCCUUCCUCCACACUGAAACCAUGACAACUUCCUCUGCUCCUCUCCUGCUGCUGUGUCUCUGCUUCACUCUGCUCGUCCUCCACUUCCGCUCGUGCGCCGCGUCGCCUCGUGACCUCCGCUUCUCCGCCGCCGACAUCGCCGCCGUCGAGGCGGUGCUGCCGUCGCUGCGGCGAGCCAGGAACACCUUCUUCGAGGUCGAACGGCCGCUGCGGCCGCCGCGGGGGAGCUCCGGCCCGUGCUCGACGCUGCUCCUCUCCCACUCCUUCGCGUUCACCUUCACCAAGCCGCCUGCGACCGCGGCCUACUCGCCGCCGCCGUGCCUCGCUGACGCCGCCGGCGGCGCGCGCGCCGUCUCCCUCGCGGUGCUCGAGUGGCGCGCCGACUGCCGCGGCACGCAGUAUGACCGCAUCUUCGGCGUCUGGCUCGGCGGGGCGGAGCUCAUGCGGGGGAGCACCGCCGAGCCGCGCCCCGGCGGCGUCACUUGGUCGGUGCACAAGGACGUCACCAAGUACGCGUCACUCCUCGCCGCCGGCAACUCCACGCUCGCCGUGUACCUCGGCAACCUCAUCGACGAGACGUACAACGGCGUGUACAACGCCGACCUCACGCUCCACCUCUACUUCCGGCGCGCCGCGCGGUCGCCGACGGCGGCGUCGGCUCCGGCCGACGUCGUCGUCCCCGUCUCGAGAAGCCUUCCUCUCAACGACGGGCUGUGGUUCGUGGUCGACAACACCACCGACGUCGAGUCGGCGCGGCUCACCGUGCCGCCCAACGCGUACCGCGCGGUGCUCGAGGUGUAUGUCUCGUCCCACAACUUCGACGAGUUCUGGUACAUGAACACGCCGGACCAGAACGGGCCGUUCCGCGAGGUCACCGUCCAUCUCGACGGCGACGUCGUGGGCGCCGUGUGGCCGUUCCCGGUGAUCUACACCGGCGGAAUCAACCCCCUCAUCUGGCGCCCCAUCACCAGCAUUGGCUCGUUCAACUUCCCCAGCUACGACGUCGAGCUCACGCCGUUCUUGGGCAAGCUGCUCGACGGCAAGGAGCACGAGCUCGGGUUCGCGGUGACCAACGCGCAGAAGUCAUGGUACGUGGACGCCAACCUCCAUCUCUGGCUCGACCCCAAGAGCGUGGCGACCUCCGGUGGCCUCGUCGCCUACGACGCCCCGAAAUUGACCGGCAAGAUCGUCUCCAACUCCUCCGACGGCAUCGACGGGCAGUACGACGCGACGGCGAGCCGCAACAUCACGGCCACGGGGUGGGUCCGCUCGUCGCGCGGCAACAUCACCACCACGUUCACCCAGCGGCUCACGUUCGUGCACACGAACGUGGUGACCAGCCAGGGAAGCUCGCAGGCGAUCAACCAGACGACGGAGGCGCGCACCGAGGUGGUCACCGGCGACGGCGCGCACGCGCUGCAGCUCCACCAGAGCUUCCCGCUCUACAUCUUCCUGGGCGGCGACGGCAGCGGCACGUCCUCGCAGCGGCUGAUGCGGCGCGUGGCGAUCGGCUUCGACGAGACGCGCGCGGCGGGCGCGGGCGGGAGUUCGUCGGCAGCGAGCACGCUCCACAACGAACAGACGGCGGCGGCGGAGGUGGUGCUCCGGGACGACCAGGUGGUCGGCGCGUCGUGGCGGAUGCACCAGGUGUACGAGUACGGCGGCAGCGACGGCGGCUGCUACUCGAGGAACGUGAGCAGCGUCGGCUACGACGUGCUAUUCGACCACAAUGAGGAGUCGUGCGCCGGGACGCGCCGACGUUGACGCCUGUCGGCGCCGGCGCGGCGUGGCGUGGCGUGGCGCGGCGCGCGUAGGGAUAGAGCGAGUGGAUAGGGGGCCCGGAAGAGAUCGACAGGGUGUAAAUGGAACGGAAGGUGGGCCAGUGUGUGCUGGCGGGCCCUACUUAAGUCUUUGCAAUUAUUGAUGGAUCACUCCAGUGUCCUUAACCUUGAAUAAGAAAUGGUAUGAUUGUACGUAAAACCCAGAUGUAAAGGAGAAUUGACUGCAGAUCCUAAUGGAAACUUUCUGACAUGUGAAUCCAUUUCAUCCUGUA
Molecule: messenger RNA, 2311 nt
Organism: Oryza sativa Japonica Group (Japanese rice)
Lineage: Eukaryota; Viridiplantae; Streptophyta; Magnoliopsida; Poales; Poaceae
Product: peptide-N4-(N-acetyl-beta-glucosaminyl)asparagine amidase A
Cellular component (GO): vacuole
Source: RefSeq, a predicted model, not a curated record